This is a messenger RNA of Myxocyprinus asiaticus (Chinese sucker), 2705 nucleotides long. Its product is annotated as polyadenylate-binding protein 1A-like. Gene Ontology annotation, molecular function: RNA binding. The transcript has 15 exons. The coding region runs from base 487 to 2388 and encodes 633 amino acids. Gene Ontology annotation, cellular component: ribonucleoprotein complex. Lineage: Eukaryota; Metazoa; Chordata; Actinopteri; Cypriniformes; Catostomidae. The record is from RefSeq and is a predicted model, not a curated record.
CGUCCCUACUUUAUGCGGUGCGAGAGAGAGCACGUGUGCCACAGAGCUUCGGCACACAAUCUUAUAUAAAAAACCAAAAAUACAAAAAAAAAAUCACAAAACUGAAAAAUCCAAACAAAAAAUCGACUUUUACUACCGAAUACCUCGGUGAAGCAGGAUCCGCGGGCAGUUUGAGGAGUUUAAAAGGGCAACACCGCAUCGGUUUGACUUCAGUAGGCCUUUGGAGAAUUUUAAUCAUCAAUACCGCAAACACGUCGGCGAUUAAUCGUUACCGGACGCGUUUUAAUCAGUCUUUAAGUCUAUCAUUUAAGGUUAUUUUGGCCGUUUGACCGUCUUACGGAAGUAAAUCGAGUAGCUUUUAGCGUGUCCGUCGUCGUCAGCCUUUCGAAGCUCCAGCACGUGUGUUCGGUUCGUUUUUUUCUUUCUUUCGGUUAUCGUGCUUCUAACCGCGCGGUUUGUUAGUUUUUCCUUCGGUCGCUUAGGAAGAUGAACCCCAGCGCUCCCAGUUACCCGAUGGCCUCUCUGUACGUGGGUGAUCUCCACCAGGAUGUGACCGAGGCCAUGCUGUACGAGAAGUUCAGCCCAGCCGGGCCCAUCCUGUCCAUUCGGGUGUGCAGGGACAUGAUGACCCGCCGCUCUCUCGGUUAUGCCUACGUGAACUUCCAGCAACCCGCUGAUGCCGAGCGCGCUUUGGACACCAUGAACUUCGAUGUGAUCAAGGGCAGACCCGUCCGGAUCAUGUGGUCCCAGCGAGACCCCUCACUGCGCAAGAGUGGUGUUGGGAACAUCUUCAUUAAAAACCUGGACAAGUCCAUUGACAACAAGGCCCUUUACGAUACAUUCUCCGCAUUUGGAAACAUCCUCUCCUGCAAGGUGGUUUGUGAUGAGAAUGGAUCUAAAGGAUAUGGAUUUGUGCACUUUGAAACCCACGAGGCUGCAGAGAGAGCCAUUGAGAAAAUGAACGGCAUGUUGCUCAAUGAUCGCAAAGUGUUUGUCGGUCGCUUCAAGUCUCGCAAGGAGCGUGAGGCAGAGAUGGGCGCCCGUGCCAAAGAGUUCACCAAUGUUUACAUCAAGAACUUCGGAGAGGACAUGGAUGAAGAGAAGCUGAAGGAGAUAUUCGGCAAAUUUGGUCCAGCGCUGAGUAUUCGCGUCAUGACAGAUGACGGCGGCAAAUCUAGAGGCUUUGGUUUUGUCAGCUUUGAGCGGCAUGAGGACGCCCAGAGAGCCGUGGAUGAGAUGAACGGGAAAGAGCUGAACGGGAAGCAGGUGUAUGUGGGCCGCGCUCAGAAGAAAGGAGAACGCCAGACAGAACUCAAGCGCAAAUUUGAGCAGAUGAAACAGGACCGCAUGACCCGCUACCAGGGAGUGAAUCUCUAUGUAAAAAAUCUGGACGAUGGCUUGGAUGACGAACGUCUGCGUAAAGAAUUCGCACCAUUUGGCACCAUCACAAGCGCCAAGGUGAUGAUGGAAGGUGGCCGCAGCAAAGGUUUUGGAUUUGUUUGUUUCUCUUCUCCUGAAGAGGCCACUAAAGCAGUGACUGAAAUGAACGGCCGUAUCGUCGCCACAAAACCACUGUACGUGGCCCUGGCGCAGAGGAAGGAGGAGCGUCAGGCCCACCUCACCAGCCAGUACAUGCAGAGGAUGGCGAGUGUCAGAGCCGUGCCGAACCCCGUCCUCAACCCAUAUCAGCCUACGCCACCAUCCGGGUACUUCAUGGCUGCCAUUCCACAGCCUCAGAAUCGUGCCGCGUACUACCCCGCCAGUCAGCUCGCACAGCUCCGCCCCAGCCCUCGCUGGAAUUCACCAGGAGUCCGCCCUCAGCAUUUCCAGAACAUGCCCAACGCGAUCAGGACAUCAGCUCCCCGUCCACAGACUUACAGUGCAGUGCGGCCCCCGUCCAACCAGGUCCCCCGCAUGAUCACCUCGCAGCGCAUGAGCUCUCAGGGUAUGGGUCCUCGGCCUCCAACUGGGGGCGCAGCGACGGGUACAGCUCCAGUGAGAGUGCCACAGUACAAGUAUGCACCUGGAGUCCGCAACCCACAGCAGCACAUGCCCACUCAACAGCAAGUGCCCAUGCAGCAGCCUGCAGUCCACGUUCAGGGUCAAGAACCUCUGACUGCAUCCAUGCUGGCUGCCGCCCCACCACAGGAACAGAAGCAGAUGCUGGGUGAGCGUCUGUUCCCGCUCAUUCAGAACAUGCAUCCCAGUCUGGCGGGAAAGAUCACUGGAAUGCUGCUGGAGAUAGACAACUCUGAGCUGCUGCACAUGCUGGAGUCACCAGAGUCACUGCGGUCAAAGGUGGAUGAAGCCGUUGCUGUGCUACAGGCUCAUCAGGCCAAAGAAGCUGCCCAGAAAUCAGUGCCCAGCCCUGCUGUACCGGCCGUUUAAGACGAGAAUUAUGGAGCUGACUUCAAGAGGGAAGCAUUGGAAAAAUAAUCAAUAUUGGAAAAAAACUCAAAACAGAAAAAUGAAUUCACCUGAAUAUUUUGCCAGGUCAAACUAAAUCUUGACCUUGAUAUAUACAUAUAUAUAUAAAAAUAAAAAAAAAUAGAAAACUUUUAAUUUUGAAAAUUCCAAAACAUUCCUUUCUUUUUAUUCCUCUUAAUUGAAUGCUCAUUGUCAAUUGUGUUCUUGCAGUUGAUUUGCUGGACAUUUGGAAAACAUACAUUUGGAUUAAACUUCUUGAAUAAAACUUUAAACAUUUA